Macrosteles quadrilineatus (aster leafhopper) is the source of this 833-nucleotide messenger RNA. RefSeq lists its product as uncharacterized. The coding region runs from base 23 to 553 and encodes 176 amino acids. The transcript has 4 exons. NCBI's taxonomy places the organism in Eukaryota, Metazoa, Arthropoda, Insecta, Hemiptera, Cicadellidae. The record is from RefSeq and is a predicted model, not a curated record.
AUAUUUUGGACGAGUUAGCAUAAUGGAGAGUGAUAUGACAAUUUUUAAAGACUUAAAAGGAUUAUCUUCUGAAAUAGAAAGCAAUUUAAAGAUUUUAGAAUUUGAAGUCAGUGAUGCAACAAAGUUACUCUAUGAUUCGGAUAACAAACUACAGUCAGACUCCAAAGGCAUCGUUGUUCUGCAAGAAAUUUUGAAACAACAUACAAAAAUAUGUGAAAAACUUGAUAAACUGUACCAAAAUGAGGAAUCUGAUCUUGAAACAUUAAGCGAAGAGUUGGAUACUUUCAAAAAAAUAAUCAACGAGCGUGAAAAAGAACAGGAAGGACUGGAACAAAUCCUUAUAGAUCACAACUUGAUCCAACCAGAGGAGUCUCUACUCUCGCUUAGCCACGAAGGAGCAGAAAACAACAGUGGCACUGCAGCAUCUCAAAGUCCAAAACCUCCUGCGUCUUGUGACAGUACCUUCCUUAUACCCCGUCUAAAGCCAGUUUACACUUCCUACACCCCAGAUUCUGCAAACAAUGAUUUUCAAAGCACAAUGUGUGAAUAUUAAGUUUGUAUUAAGCUAAUAUUGCAAUUGAAACUUAAACACAUCAAUAUUUUCCACUUCAAUAAAUAAUUUUUAAUGGAGACUUGCCCAAUGAAAGUGCAUAACAGGAUUCUUAUAGCUAAGAUCAAAGGAUUAAAGUACAAUUAAUUUUAUCUCCAUAUCAGUAACCAUAAACAACUAUUUAUUUUGUGUCUUGGGUUUUCUGAUUAAAAUUUGUUUGAGGUAGAUAUUGUAAAAAUCUGUAUAAGAUGUAUUAUAAGAUAAAAUAUUUAUAGUAAUUUCA